Messenger RNA from Linum tenue, 924 nucleotides. The record is from the annotation of a GenBank genome assembly. Lineage: Eukaryota; Viridiplantae; Streptophyta; Magnoliopsida; Malpighiales; Linaceae.
UCCGGCCAGCUAUCCCUUGACGCCCGCUCCCUCGCCGUCCACGGCGUCCUCGACCCUCAAACCCUAGCCCCGCUCGCUUUCAAUCUCUCCCCUCUCGACGCCGUCAAGGGCUCACUCCUCUCCGUCGCGCUCAACUCCCUCGCCUCCAUCCUCAUCCUCUACUCCACCUCACCGGAUUCCUCCGCCCUCCAGUGGUUGUCGCCGCCGCAGACGUUCAACAAGACCCAUCCCUUCGUCUACACUCAAUGCCAGUCGAUUCACGCGCGGUCGGUCUUCCCAUGCCAGGACACACCCGCCGCUCGCAUCUGUUACUCCGCGAAGCUUAAUGUGCUGCGGGAGCUAUCGGCGAUGAUGUCCGCCAGGCAUGCCGGCCGCCGCGAUCCGGUUACCGGUGACGUGAGCGAGGGGUUUAAGAAAGGGGGUUCCGCCGCGGGGCUCAAUUUUGAGUCUCUGUGGUGUGGGGAUGGGAGAAUGGUGGAGGAAUUUGUGAUGGAGCAGCCGAUUCCGCCGUACUUGUUUGCUUUCGCGGUUGGGGAACUGGGGUUCAGGGAAGUUGGGCCGAGGACGUGGGUUUACUCUGAGAAUGUGGUUGGAGUGCUGGAUUCGACGGCCAGUGAGUUCGCAGAGACUGAGGAGAUGAUCAGGCAAGGGGAGAAGCUGUUUGGGGAGUAUCCGUGGGAGAGGUUUGAUUUGUUGGUGUUGCCGCCGAGCUUUCCUUAUGGUGGAAUGGAGAAUCCCAGGAUGGUGUUCUUGACACCGACGGUGAUCAAAGGGGAUGCAAGUGGGGCUCAGGUCGUGGCGCAUGAAUUGGCUCAUAGCUGGACUGGCAACUUGAUUACCAACAUAAACAAUGAGCAUUUCUGGCUGAAUGAGGUAAUUAAGAUGAUCCAGUAUUGCACUGUUGAGUUUUUGGAUAGCUUAUAA